Rodentolepis nana is the source of this 1338-nucleotide messenger RNA. NCBI's taxonomy places the organism in Eukaryota, Metazoa, Platyhelminthes, Cestoda, Cyclophyllidea, Hymenolepididae. The record is from the annotation of a GenBank genome assembly.
AUGUCUAGUAAUUCAACAGACGCACUACUUUUUAAUGAUUCAGCACCAAUUUGUGAGGUCAACGUUGAAGGACCUAAUUUUAUACUUGUGGCCUACGUAUGCUUGGGCCUUGUAUUAUUUGGAAUACCGGCUAACAUUCUCACAAUCUGCGUUCUCAGAUCUGAUACUAAAAGAAAUACAGCUCGUUACUUAAUGUUGGUCCUUGCCACUCAGGAUCUAAUACUGUCAAUACUUUACGCUAUUUAUUAUAUUGUGCCGUUGCUCUACGACAAACAUAGAUGGUUUUCUUUUUGCAUCCAAAUUAUUCGGAAGGCCGACUCACCUAUACUCUUUCUUCUGGUUUGGUUCAAGUUUGCAGAAGCUUACACUAUUGUGUCCAUCUCAAUUGACCGUUUUGUAGCCUUGAGAUAUCCUUUCAAAUCAGCUAGAAUCUGCACAGUCUCAAACGCUAAACGUAUGCAGAUUUUGAUCGUUUUGGUUGGCCUUUUCAUCAAAUUGCCCAUACUAAUACUUGACUUUUGUUACCACGAUGAAAGCUUGCCCUGUGAUACUUGCAUACCUAUAUUUGUAAACAAGCCCUGGUACAAAAUGUUUUCACAAGUCUAUAUACAGAUAUUUGAUCAGAUUGUGACCUUUAUAGUACCUCUUCUUUGUCUCCUUUUCGUGAAUAUUUAUCUUAUUUGGAAACUUCAAAGUGUUGAACUAUUAAAAGGUUUUGACAACAAGUCCCAACAAGUUCAUCGAGUGUCACCCGAAAUUUCAUCCGAAGUGCAAGUGGAAAAUCGUUUCUGCUUACCGAAGAAUGAUAGUCACCUAAGACCACCUACUCCAAGAUUAGGACGCCUGGACCAUUAUCGACAGCAAAAUAAUUCCACCGGAAAUGACUUCAAUACCGUUCAACUGAGGCAAAGGUGGAGAUCACACCAAGCGAGGAAUAUUUCGGCUAUGCUGAUAUGUGUAAUAAGUGUAUUUAUUGUCUGCGAGACGCCAACAGCAUUGUAUUUUUUCUAUCAACUUCAUGAAAUGAUAUGGAAAAAUGAAGACGAACCAAAAGGAGCCCAGUCACUCUACGCAAUCGCCUUAUUUACAGCGAUUCUCAACUUCGCCAGUAAUUUUCUCAUCUAUGGACUAGUGGGUAGACGAUUCCGGUGGUUGCUAAGACAGACCGUUUCCAGGUGGACAUACAUGUGCCUUCAUUGUAAACGACGAAAGCCAGCUAGAAGACAAGUUCAGAAAAGAAUGCUACAAACAAUCCGAAUGCGGCAUAAUGUGGAUGAUGAAAGAGCCAUAAAUCCUAAAUCACUUUCUGUGUUGACGGUUAAUAAUUGUCACGCUUAA